Molecule: messenger RNA, 4928 nt
Organism: Porites evermanni
Lineage: Eukaryota; Metazoa; Cnidaria; Anthozoa; Scleractinia; Poritidae
Source: the annotation of a GenBank genome assembly
CCAGGCUUUCUCGCCUUAGCCUCCAUAAAAUAUGGCGACGAUGUUCGGUUGUCGGAUAACGGAAGGUUACCGUGUUUUCACAACUUGCCAGCGCCACAUACCUCAACAAGUAAAGUUCAUCUGUGUAAAACAAGUUGGAAGCAUUUACCAUUGCUUGGAUAGUAAUCAAACUACAAACUUUUCUACAUCUUCUGCGAAUUCAACAAGGGGAGAUUCACGGGUUCAAAAAUUUCGUAAAGUUGUCGACACUUUUGUUGCUGGAAGUAAACAGUUAGGCAAGGAUGUGAAGCUUAUGUUUGAUAUACAGAAGAAGUUGAAAAAUAGUAAUUACAACUGGGAUGGUCUAAAAACAGAGGAAAUUAUCCAUUUACAUCAGGUAAUUAAAGAAAUAACUUCAACAGAUUUCUGGUCUUUGAAGGAUAAAGUGAUGCGUACUGGAAAACAUAAUCAAAGGCCGCAGAUCAAUCUUCAGAAAAUAUUUACCACCUUAAAGAAAUGCUCUGUAAANUUUUGUUGCUGGAAGUAAACAGUUAGGCAAGGAUGUGAAGCUUAUGUUUGAUAUACAGAAGAAGUUGAAAAAUAGUAAUUACAACUGGGAUGGUCUAAAAACAGAGGAAAUUAUCCAUUUACAUCAGGUAAUUAAAGAAAUAACUUCAACAGAUUUCUGGUCUUUGAAGGAUAAAGUGAUGCGUACUGGAAAACAUAAUCAAAGGCCGCAGAUCAAUCUUCAGAAAAUAUUUACCACCUUAAAGAAAUGCUCUGUAAAAUUUGAGUGCCUUAUUUAUGAGGUGCUUCUGACUGACUCUUAGAACAUUCAAACCACAGGGGGUCUAAGCACAAUUUUAACAUACAAUGGGCACUUUAAACACAACAAUAUAUGUAAGGUGUUCUGUACAACGUUUAGUUCAAAGAUUACGAAGGUUUGUAUGGGAUCGCAACCUAAGUAACUUAUCAUCUUAAUAUCGUAGUGUGACUUUUCGUGACACCACCACUGAUUUCCCGGUGAAAUGUUGUCUGAGAUAAACAAGUCACAAGAAUUCCAUACUCAAAACACAUCACUACCAAGAUCUGGGUAGUGCUUUUGAUUGGCUGAAAAUUUGCUUCAACCAAUGGAAGCACUACCCAGAUCUGGGUAGUGAUGCUUCAUCAGUUUGUGUUCCUUGUCAUUUAUCUGCUUUUUUGCCCAAAUUCUGCUGAUCUCAGCACUUUAUUGUCCCUUGAGUUGGGAUUUCUUCUUUUGAAAUUAAAAUCUGUUGUUUUCCCAUAAAAACCCAGCCUCCUUUGCUGCUUCAUACUCUUCAAACCCACCAGUGAAACACAACACCUCAUGUAUGUUAUGUCGUCCAUAGUAUGCUAAAUAGGCUUGGUCUACCUGUGCUCAGACACACCACUCUUGUUAAAACUUUUCACUUAGUUAUGCACUAAUCAGUGGAAAGCCCUGCACCCCCAUACCCUGGGAAUGCGGGGCAGUAGUGGGAUAUUUCAGCGGUUUUAGACUGUCACUUUGUUACGCUAUGUGGAGUUUUCAACAGUAUAAGAUGCAAGUAUCAGCUAGUGGGGACCAAUAGCGGGGCUUAGACGGGGAUUUGCCCUUCAGACUAUCUUGAAUAGGCAUGGCAUGGGCCCAAGGGGUAGGAGAACAGAAGCAUAUAAACACUACUUCUUAUGGGAAAUAACUGGAAUAUUGUUCUGGGUAGGCAUAUAAGCUGGAGGUCUCAUGCAACCAUAAUCACUUGGAGAGAUUAUGAAGUUUGGAAUUCCAAAUCUGUAACUUAAGGUAGUUUUUUGUUCAACUUUACACUUUUGGCUGUGUGAGAGAUGGAGAGCAUUGUUCACUUUACUAUUUGUAAAAGUUUAAUUCUUUAUUUCUUGAAAUACAUUAAUUUUGGUCAACAUUGUACAAUUAUUGACGCACAGAAUUGCCCCCAUAGUGGGGAAUUUGCUUCAUUUAGAAGGUAUGUAUGGUCUAAUGCCCUGUUUUUCCCCGGGUAUGGGGGUGCGGGGCUUUCCACUGAUUAGUGCAUUAUUUAAAGCAAUAUUUUUUCCUCACACAUUAUUUCAUUACACUGUAAUGUUAGCCUUUUUUACAAGUACAUUAUUUACACAUGAAAUGAUAAGUUAAUGGUGACACACUAUCGCCCACAUUAUGUAUUUAUAGCUUAUUUUCAUUGUUUCGUGCUUGGUGAAAUCUUUCAACAUAAGAAAUUUAGAACUGCCAUUUAAAUUUAGAAAUUUAGGACUGGAAUUUCUUUCAACUUGGGGACAGGAUGAUUUUAAAACUUUUUGAAAUGAACUCUGACUUACUAAUAUUGACCUCUGUUCUUUUGUAGACAAGGAAAGACCUUCUUAAGAGUUUGCCAGUUGUGGUAGCUUUCUUUAUUCCAUUCUUGGGCUAUGCUGUUCCACUUGUAGCGUAAGUGCUCUUUUUUCAUGGUAACUGCAAUGACCAUACUCUAAACUCUUUACUGGGUUAAUCAUGUAUCUACCCUCUCAAAAUAAAGAACAUUGUAUUGUAUUGUAUUGUAUUGUAUUGUAAAUACCUGACUGGGUAAUAAAUAUAAAUCCAAGACUUCAUCUACAGUUACAAUGCUAAUGAAAUCACCAGUCAUCAUUAUGCUCAUUAUUAAAUUGUGUAUAUUCAAGUCAUAGAUUCUUUGUGUCUAUUAAUUUCCAGCUUCCUGUAUCCUAAGCAGCUGCUAUCCCGUCAUUACUGGCAGCCACACCAAUGGGAAAAGUUUGCUUUGCAGGAUGUCAGAAGACGAACAAGAUAUUAUCUUCCUGUUGUCAGAGAAGUUGGAAGGUUAGCCUUGAGUCACAAAGCAAACAUUAACCGCCAAUCAACAGAUCUAAUGUCUACUUCAGUUAAGGUACUUAAUGUUAUUAAUUUUCUUUUAGCUGUGAUACAUCAACAUCAUGUUGAGGUUUGGGUGCAGGUGACUAAGUUCCAUGAUUUCAAAUGAUUGCAGAUCAUCUAUGUAGAUGUAGUUAAAAAUGUUAGUGUACAUGUCUUAGUGCUGCAUGAGAUGCUGAUAGUGACACACUGUUUUCCCCACUCCCUUGUUGAAAAUUUAACUUUAAAUUCACCAACUUCAUUAUUCACGCUGUCAUCCAUUUUCAGUAUCAUCAAAGCACUUAAAGUUUUGGCACCAGUUGCUCAAACCUUGAAAAGUGCUUAAUCCCCUGGAGAAAUCACUAUCCAGCUAACAGCAAUUAUUAGAGAAAACAUGGGCUCAAAUUUCACUUCAUGUGGGACAAAUUAUUUGUCUCACCUCUGGUGAGUGCUGUUACCUGCCACAUCACUGGUUUUAGCAACUUAAUGACAGUACACAUUUAGUGCUGAAAGUAACUUAAUAUUUAUUAAAAUUAAUCUGUACUUGAUAUUUCUUUCAGGUUGUGAACAAGCAGCAUCCUUCAAAUGAAGAGCUUCUAAGUGCAGUGGAAUUUUUUAAGGGAGAACUUCUCAGCUUUGAUCACCUACCUCGCUACCAUCUGGUGAGGGAAUUAGCUAACAGUAAAUCAUAACAAGCAAAAAAUAUAAUGGCACUGAGAAUUUUCUUUUUGUUUUGAUCCAGAAAAAACUUAGUCAGGUCUGGCUUAUUAGCCCAUGGCUUCCAAAGAGAUUUAUGCGAGCUCGAUUGAAGAAACUUUUACAAGCAAUACAAAAAGAAGAUGCUGCUAUAAAGAGAGAAGGACUGGAGAGUCUUAAUGAACAACAACUGAAAGAUGUGAGUUAUUUUUACUAUGCUUCCUUGUUUAUAAUAUAUGUAACAGUCUCACAUCUUGGUGUAGUACAUUCAUUAGAUAAGUUUAUCAUACUCUAUUUUUAUUGUUUAAGUAUCCCAAAAAAGCAGCCAAAUUUAUUGAAAGCAAAUAGUGCUCAUUAAAGUUUCAUUAUUGAAUUAACCUAGUUCCUUUUCUGUCAGGUAUGUCACUCAAGAGGCCUGGACACUAGUGAUGUUGACCCAGAGGCCCUGGUAAUGUGGUUAGCUGAUUGGGUGGAGCUAUCAAAUGCUGCAGGAGGUGAACUAUGAAUCUGUUAAAUCAUUUAACAAUAAUUCUAUUACUUCAUGUCUAAAAAAGGGCAAUUAGUGAACUAUAAGCAGAUGACUUUAUGAUCAAGUCUUGUUAAGCAUGGUCGAAUGACUUGUGUUUCCACAAUAUAAACAAGCUGUUUCACAGUGAAUGAUAGUAAAGUAGCUAAAUGUAUUAUCUUCUUAAUUAGUUAGUUAGUAUAUGUGCGUUAAGCAUAGAAAGGCUUGAACUAAGUUCACGUUACUUAAGAGCCUCCAGGUAAAGUUUCUCAGUGAUAAAACUUUUCACAGUUGUGGGCUUAGCUUCUGAGUGCAUGUGAGGCUUAAACCUUGCAAACAGGCUUUUAACCAGACAUUGAAAACUGGCCGUCCAGAAGGCAUGUUUUUCCAAAACGUAUAAGAGAUUAGGUGAAUUUUCCUUGUGUUUCUUCCAAAAAUGGGCGUCCAUAGGACGGCUGGACACCCUUCUGGCUAAAACCUUGCUUGCAAAGGCAUUUCCUCUCUUAUGUAAAUUAUGCUAACAACAACACGAUUUACAUAACAACACAGAAACAGUCAUUUCUAAACAAGGCCAACUUCAGCCAGAUUUUCCUCCUGUAUCUGUAAAUGGGCUGCUCCCGUCUAGUUUUUCUUUCUUCGAUCAUCCACUAGCAUUUAAACAUCCUUUUUGUGGCCUGUAGUUAUUUCAAAUAAAUUCUUGUAGUUUGAAGACCAUUCCUAUUAAUAUUAUUAGUAAGCUGCCAGGUUAGCUUCAUUAUAAUCAUUUUUUUCCUUUUUGUUUCCACACAGACAUGGAUGAAUCCUUUUUGGCCCACUGCGCCAUUUUUAAGGCCAUAAAUUAUAAUGCUGACAAAGAUGUCCUCAUCAGUCAAAGAAGUUGAUAAAUUCAGCAAAAGU